GAGGGGUGUAUUAUUCAGGCGUCAAACUAUUUAACUCUCUAUCGUCAAAUAUCACAAUUUUAAAAAAUGAUAAAAAGCAAUUUAGGAUUGUUUUACGAAAUUAUUUGCAAGUAACGCAUUUUACCGUAUUGAUGAAUUUGUCGAGCAUGCAAGGGGCUCAAAAGUUAAGAGUUAAUAAAUGGUAUGUGUGCAUGAAUAUACAUUGUUGAGACUUGCUUGUUGUAAGUGUAGUAGUAUAUAUGAUGCCUGUUUUUGUUAUGAAUUUUAAUAUUUUAUAAUGUAACUGUUUGGAUGAUAUGGCCUGCCAGUGUGUGGAAUGGCAAGGUGUGAAUUUGACAGGGGUUUUUCCACGACCUAUGUGUGUUGUCCUGACAACUUGAGCUAUCUAUGUGAGGCCUGAUUAUAUAUUUCAUUGGACCAAGGACGAAGGAUGUGUAGUCAUCAUGAAUUUGCAAUAUGUGACAUGUUUUAUAUCCACCCCUAUGGGGAGAUGAUAGGAUCCAUGAAGUGAAAAAUAAAUGUAAAUGUUAGCAUUUGGUAUACUUUCUUUUCCUGAAUUUUGAUUAAAAAACCUGGGGUGGCAGGCGAUACUUAGUUUGCUGUUCCGGCCAGCACCCCUGUUCAUACUGUUAAUAUUUCUCUGUUUUCAACAAAGUUUUAACACGUCACCAGAGAAUGCCGAUGUGACGGUGACGGUAGCUUGUUUGUACUUUCAGCAACGCGUCAACAUGUUAAAACGUUCCAUCGGCAGUGACUUAUGAUGUGACUAAACUCGUUUAAAUACAUUUCAGAAUAUUUUGUUGGCUCUCUGACCGCCUCUUGACAGUCUGUUCUCCACCAGUUUGAAUUGACUGUAAUCCAUACAUCCCUACCGCGAACGCGAACAACGGCGAAGAACGUGUUGUGCUAAUAAUUUCCGGGAAAUUCGAUUGGUCAAGUAUAUACAUUCGAUAUAUCGUAAUGAUGUGGGAGUGCCGCUCUUAGCUUUGGAUAUUAAAGUAAUGUUCACGAACUGUGAUUUUUUUAAUGAGCUGACGCGGCGACAGUACCGCGGGGAAAUAAAAUCUUUGUAUAUUUAUUAUGUGAAAUUCCUCAUUUGUUGCAGUCGACGCUAUCUAAUGUUCUGUUGAUGGUACUGCGAAACGUAUUCGACGGGUGGAUAUGAAAUGGGAGAUGUCCUUGUGGCUGUCAAUGUCAUACUAAUAAAAUGAAAAAUGCUUCAAUUUUGGAAGAAAUCCGGACAGAAGGACAAAGGAAGAGCCUCCCCAUCUUCAGUCUCACCAUCAAAGCUGUCCAAAUUUCACACUGCUUUGCCACUAUCAAAUGGCGCUGUUCCUGUAGAUUCAGUUGAUGGAUUUGAUUCAGGCCCAGUGGGACCUCUUUCGGGCUUCCAAGAAGAGGAUCUGUGUGUUGAAGCAGGUAAUUCCAAACAGCAGAGGGCAGUUGCCAGCAAUUCUCGCCUGUCUAAGACACUUGAAGAGGUUCUGGCUGACAAAGGAGCACUUGGCUAUUUCAUCCAAUACCUGGAGGCUCGUGGUGCCUUCUCACACAUCAAACUGUGGCUUGAUAUAGAGAGUUUCAAAGCAGCAGCUGGAGCGAGAGACCAUGCAGAUUCCACAAGUAGGAAUGCACCUGCGCAUGAACAUGAAGCAAAGCUUUGUCCAUCUCAUUAUGAACCUGAUGAGCUGUCACUCAGCACGGACUCUGGAAGUGUAUUUCAGCUAUCUCUUCAUUCUGGUGGCAGUACAAAUGAUAUUAGUGCUAGAGGUACAUGUAUAGGAACUCCAGAUGAAAGACAGGAAACUACUCAGAGUAACGUGCCACCUUUCCAGUCUCCAAAUAUUAGUUUAACCUGCAGGGAAAGCACAGGAAAUCCUUUACCAUCCUCAGUACCAAACAGUAGGCUUACUAGUAGCAGUUGCGAUUUGACUUGCAGUUAUCAAUGUAACAUAUUUGGGAACAAUAGGCCUGGUAAUUUCAAUAUAGAUAAGACUGAUUCCUCCAGUUUAGAGAGUGCAGUGACGUCCAAUUGUUAUAAGAAACUAGUAGGUGUCUCAAAAAGUGAAACAGAUAAUGCUUUUAUUGGCUGUGCAGUUUGUGGUGGUGAAUCAUUAUCAGAACGAAUAUCGAUUGAUUCUAGCAAGGAUGAAACGACAAAAUCUUUGUCAGUGGGACACAGUCAGUUGUCACAAGCUACUGUGGAUGAUGCAUUAAGAAUUUUUAACAAAUAUAUAUCUCAUGAAGCUACGCAUCCUGUCAAAGUUCCUGACGUCAUUAGAGAUCGGGUUGUGGCAGCCAUUUGCAAUGAUGCGGGUAUGGUUGAUGCUGAAUGUUUCACAGAACUGCAAGAAUAUAUAUUUCAGAUCAUGGAGAAAGAAUAUUUUAAUGAUUUCCUGAGAAGUGAUUUCCAUUGUAAGCACCAAAUUGAUGUUCUUACAAGUGGCAAUGUUGCCCUAACAGAUAUACUGUACAACGAAACUGCUCUCUUUUAUUUUAUGGAGUACAUGGAACAAGAAGGAAAUCAGAGCCUGGUAGAGUUUUGGUUGGCAACAGUGAACUUUGAACAGCACCUAAUAGACAAGAAGGGAGACUAUGAUCCAGUAGAGGCUCAGAAUGAUGCAAUAGUCCUCUAUGAUAAAUAUUUUUCUCUUCAAGCAACUUGUCCAUUAGGCUACAGUGAUAAAAUACGCUUUUAUGUAGAGCAUAAUAUCUGCCGUGAAGAAGGUCCAUUACCUGACUGCUUCAGGAAACCUGCAGAUAUUGUGUUUCAUGUACUUGAAAAGAAUUUUCUGCAACCAUUCUUGACUUCAGAGCUCUACUUCAAAUAUUUAUCAGAGUUGAUAAACACAAUUCAAGCAAGUCCUUCUUUGCUACCAAGACUGGGGAAAUCAGGGUCAGAAUGCAGUAGUGAAUGUAGCAUUUCCAUCCAUAAUACUCUUUUGGCUAUGGAGGAUACAGCAACUCCUCCACGUAAGGUAAUUCGCAACGUUGAUGACCGAGAAAUGAGUAUUGACUCAAGGCAGUUGUAUGACCCAGAUACGCUUUGGAAAAGGAGACACCAAAUGGGGUUGAAUUUUGGUCGAAUAAAUGCAUUGGGCCGAUUUGAAACGGACAUUGAACCUGAACCAGACAGAAAGGAAGAAUCUCGAAUUGCAAAGGUGGUUAAGAAGCUGGUCAACAUGGAGGAAAAUAAGGUUGACCCCCUCAGCUGUCCUAUAUUCUUAACAAUUGUUCAAAGCUGAAAGCUAGCAAAUGAACGUGACUGUGAUGGAACAGGCCUUGUGACAGUCCUUGCUGCCAGGCAACUAACAGUCACUGCCAUCUUGUUUGGAUGUUAGAAGUAUUGAUGUUAUGGCCUUGUAGGAUGGAGUGCUCGGUAGUUCAGUAAGUAGGAACCUAUAUAUUGGUGAAUAUGCUGCCUCUCUCUACCCUGCAUAUGGCUCCUCUAAAAUGUUAGUACCUGUCUACCAAACUGUAUUGUGUCAUUUUCCAGAAGACUGUGAUCUUGAAUACUCAUCAAUGUGGGAACCUGAAAUCUCAUAUAGAAUCGUCAGCUUUCAAAGUAUUGGAACAAAAACCUGAGGGAUAUGUAAUGAGCCCUUCUGGAAAGAAAGAGCAUGGUGUCAUAUGUGUAAUGGUUGAGAGGGCCCUUCAUGCAAUGGGCAUAAAGGGCAAGUCAUAUGAUCAAAAUAUGGUCACACUUGGUAAGCCUGUGUUUCAGUAUGUGUGUAAUAUGCAACAUACUGUUUAAAUGUCAUAUGUGAUAUACAUAUUUUUCUAAUUGGAAAACAGUAUUAAAUGUUGAUAUUAUAUUCAGUUUGUUUAUUACAGCAAACUUUAAUUUAGAUCUUUUUUAUUAUGAAGUUCAAGUCCCGAUGAGGUCAUUGGA
Molecule: messenger RNA, 3889 nt
Organism: Cryptotermes secundus
Lineage: Eukaryota; Metazoa; Arthropoda; Insecta; Blattodea; Kalotermitidae
Gene: pkaap
Product: A-kinase anchor protein 10, mitochondrial
Exons: 12
Coding region: 1215-3242 (675 amino acids)
Biological process (GO): intracellular protein localization
Cellular component (GO): plasma membrane
Molecular function (GO): protein kinase A binding
Source: RefSeq, a predicted model, not a curated record